This is a messenger RNA of Lineus longissimus, 3470 nucleotides long. RefSeq names its product neo-calmodulin-like. Gene Ontology annotation, molecular function: enzyme regulator activity; calcium ion binding. The record is from RefSeq and is a predicted model, not a curated record. The coding region runs from base 119 to 559 and encodes 146 amino acids. Lineage: Eukaryota; Metazoa; Nemertea; Pilidiophora; Heteronemertea; Lineidae. The transcript is spliced from 5 exons.
CCCUCUGUAACCAAUGGUCCUUACUUGGUUCGCAUAGCGACGUGUGAAGCCAUAUAGAUAAUAAAAUCGUAGGGAACGGAUCAGACGCAGGGACACUGUCGGAAUAUAUCAAAGCAAAAUGGCAAAACAGCUAACUCAGAAAGAACGCGAUGAAUUCAAGGAAGCUUUCGACAUCUUUGACAAAAAUGGAGAUGGAAAGAUCACCAAGGCCGAGCUGGCCGAUGUGAUGACUCAGCUGGGCAAACGACCCUCUGAUAAUGUACUCACGGCUAUCAUUAAUGAUGUCGACGAUGACGGAAGUGGUUGUAUAGAAUUUGAAGAAUUCAUCACCAUGAUGCUGAAGUACAUGAAGAAGCCCGAAAAAGAGGACAUUGAGGCCACAUUCAACUCAUUUGACGUAAAUCACGACGGUAAAAUAGACAAGGAGGAGUUAAAGAAGGCCAUGGAGACACUGGGUAUCAAGUUUACUGAUGAGGAGCUCAAGCAAAUGAUCAAGGAGGUGGAUGAAGAUGGGGAUGGAGAAAUUAACUGCGAUGAAUUUGCGAAGCUUAUACGCUAGCUGAUGUCACACCAAUUUCCCUAGUGAUGCAAGGAUCUUGAUGGAAGGAUCAGGAGGAAGACAAGUUGCUGUGUAAAUAAACGUAAUACUACAUGGUGCUUCUGGCUACAUGUACCUAAAUCAAUUUUUACAAUUCCGAACAUUCUUUAAUUCUUUCGUUUCAUUCUAAUCAUGCGCCACCAUGUAUAUUCAACUGCAUACUAUCUCAACGUGCCUUUUAUAUUACUGAAGCGUGCUAAUAAAAGCGUACACACCCAUUGCUAGGAAAUCCUUUAAAUUCAGCUGAGGGGUUCGAUAUUGACCAUUGAUGUCCGUUAAAAAACUCGAUGGAUGCAUAAUUAUAUAUAUCCAGUAGCAUGCUCCAUACAUUGUAUGGUUACUGGCUCGUCACAUUAAUGAAGCUUGUGAUACCUCCUUAUGUCAGUGACCAAUUAUAGGUAAUAAAAACAAUAACCAUAAUUCGCCUGAAGUUUACAAGUUUACCAAUUGUUCAUAUGUAUAAAGGCUUUGCAUGCGCCAUUCUAGAUUUUGUUGGUAAAGUUAUAAUUGGUUCAUGAUAUCUAGCAUGGCUAUCACUAUCAUUCGAAUGUUUGAAGCACAAAACUUAUCACUUUAUUGAUACAUGUACCAUUACACCUUAGAUAUAUACAAUGUACAACCAGUUUCAGCCUUUAGUAACUCAUUAUUAUAUGUUUGACGGUUUGAGAAACAAACUAGACAAUGAAACUUCUGAAUCGUGAGUAUAUAAAUCGUUAUGUAUAUGCAUAUUGAGCAAUGUAAAAUGCUUUGAUAUUGUUUCUUUAAUUUCAAUGUGGAGAUUAUCUGGAGAAUUUGGGAAAUAUUAGUAUAUUCCACCAUUUAAAAUUACGUCGAGGUCGGGUUGCACCCGACAAUUGAAGGUUUCUUGUCGUGUUAAACAAAAACUGAGCUCACAAGUUGUUUUUGGGGCCAACGCAUGAUCAUUGAGUUCAGAACUGAUGGGGAUUCAUGAAUUCAAAUGAAACUCACAGAUGCGAACUCAAUUGUCAAACACAUUUUUUUACGCAUAUGGAUGAAAUAACAAUACGAAGCUUAUUUUUUGUACACACUGUCAUCAGCAAGUCUCGCUACUCGGGGUGUCCAUUUCUCAAAGUCGCGGCACAAACCGAUUUUUCGUUGGAUAAAAAAUUGCAGCAUCUCAUUUCGAUCGUCUGAUACAUUCUGACCAAAUUAGCCAGAUAUGAUGUUCAUGAGACAAAAGACGAUUAGAAGAAGCACGAAAUCGAGUACUUGUACGUGUACUUUAAUUCAUAACGUACGUUUUAAUAAAUACUGGAGUAUGAAGAUUGGUGGAGCUAAUCUAUAUUAUGCAAGUCUACAUAAACUUAGCUGUGUAGACCAAGAACAUUUCUUUCAAACGCGUCGUUUUCUUUUAGAAAGAAGAUCAUAUAGGUUAUUACGGAGCUUCAACUCUCACUCCUAAAAGUGAUCGAAAUAAGUAUCCCAUCAUUCCAGUUUUUCUUUUGGUGUCAAGACCCAACCAGAUAAUUUCCACAGGGAAAGUGUAGUGUCAUAUCCAGUUACCCAGUACAAUUUUUAAUCGACGCAUAUAAUGUUUGUAAAAUAUUAUCGGAUUACUAGUUACAGAUCUAGCGCUGUGCCAGUAUCUAAGUGUAGCGAUAGUAAUUUUUAAUUGGAAAUAGAUAACUGAGCUUUGAAAUAUUGAAAUCAUUUAAUCAAUAAUUCUUAAUACCCAAAGAAUUCUUAUGUCUUUGAACGGAAAAUCUCUUCUGCAAAGAUCGCUCUAGAAAUAUGGUAUAUUCACAGUGCAUCCAAGGCUUUAUCAGCACCAGUGAGAGACGAAUUAGUAAGUUGAGUUUUCUGCAAUUUCAGUCUGACGGACUGUUUUUUUCAUCAAUUUUAUAUAUUGUUGUGCGUUGUUGACUUGAUGGAUGCAUAUGGUAUAAUUUGUUUUAAAGAUAAAAACCUAGCCGGGUUUGUACCCAGUGUUGUUUACCAUACAUAUUGUUGUGUCGUGAUUUCAGUUUAAGCCACAUUUCGUAUUAUGUAAAAAGGGAUGCAGGUAGAUGAAAAAGUACAUUUGACUCCUCGCAAAGCGUCAGAUAUUUAUCAAAUAUUUUUCAAUGAAAAUAAUGUUCAGCUUUUAUCAAAGUUGAUCAAACUUUGAUCAAAGAAAAUAUCAUUUUUUACAAGCAAAGUUCGAUAUGUAUAAUGUCCAGUAAUGAAAAAAAUACAUGUUUGACACCAAAUCCAUCUGCCAGACAGAUACCUGAGGAGCAACACCAGAUGCAGUGGCUAACUCUCACACCUGUAUGACCUGAGUGACAAUGUGCAUGUACUUCGAUGAGUUCUUAACUUUCAGCAAUAACCAUAAGGACACGUGAUGUCAAAAAGAUUUGACUUUUUGUCCACUGAUGAUGGCUAGUUAAUACAAAAUAUUCAAUUGGUUUAUGCAAUUCAAACUCCGCUUGCGAUACACUAUAUUUACAACCCGUAUUGUCAAUAUUCACUUCUGUUAGCGUAGAUCAUGCUUGAUUCCAUGGGAAAAUUUUAGGUGAGCUCAAAUGCAAAUUGCGAUCUUUGAGAUUUUCAAGCGGCUUAUAUUCUUUUCUUUUUUUCUUGUCAAAAGACCAUCAAAUAUAUUGUGUUGUUAUAUGUAACGGUGGUCGAGAAUCAAUAAACAAUUAGGAUCGAAAGCAGUUUAGCAAGCUAGACCACAAAUCUAUACCAAACUACUAUCUAUCAGAUAUCAGAAAGAGGGAGAUAGAACUGCAUUUCUUCAAUAUGUAUGUCAUAUCGUUAAUAUAAUAGUAUAGUGUAGUGUAUGCCAUUGUUAAGAUGGUCUAUUCAAAGAUUUUUACAUUUAUGAUCAAGUAUAUCAAUUCUAUACGAAUAAACACUUGUGUGAUGA